Molecule: messenger RNA, 3871 nt
Organism: Equus caballus (horse)
Lineage: Eukaryota; Metazoa; Chordata; Mammalia; Perissodactyla; Equidae
Gene: ADAM17
Product: ADAM metallopeptidase domain 17
Biological process (GO): Notch signaling pathway; membrane protein ectodomain proteolysis
Cellular component (GO): plasma membrane
Molecular function (GO): metalloendopeptidase activity
Source: RefSeq, a predicted model, not a curated record
GGAAUGCUGCCUGUGCUUCCGGGGACCUCGAGCCGGGCUCUGGAGUCUUCCGGUAGGCGGCGCGGGAGGAAAGAGAGGCUUGAGGGGCUGGGCCAGCCCGGGCGGAUCCCCUCCUCUCUCAAUGUGAGCAGUGUCCCGAGCCCCUGUCUGGUGAAGGCUGCCCUGAGAGGUGGAGCUGGUGGCCGGGCCGGGACCAUGAGGCAGUGUCUCCUCUUCCUGACCAGCUUGGUUCCUUUCGUGCUGGCGCUGCGACCUCCGGACGAGCCAGGCUUCGGCUCCCCCCAGCGACUCGAGAAGCUUGAUUCUUUGCUCUCAGACUACGAUAUCCUCUCUUUAUCUAAUAUCCAGCAGCACUCGGUAAGAAAAAGGGAUCUACAGGCCUCAACACAUUUAGAAACACUGCUGACGUUUUCAGCCUUGAAAAGGCAUUUUAAAUUAUACCUGACAUCAAGUACUGAACGCUUUUCCCAGAAUUUCAAAGUCGUGGUGGUAGAUGGUAAAGAUGAAAGCGAGUACACCGUCAAGUGGCAGGACUUCUUCAGCGGACACGUGGUUGGUGAGCCUGACUCUAGGGUCCUAGCCCACAUAGGAGAUGAUGAUAUUACAAUAAGAAUCAACACAGAUGGGGCAGAGUAUAAUAUAGAGAUAGAGCUAAUUGACAGAGUUGAUGACAUCUAUCGGAACACUUCAUGGGACAAUGCAGGUUUUAAAGGUUAUGGAAUACAGAUAGAGCAGAUUCGCAUUCUCAAGUCUCCACAAGAGGUAAAACCUGGUGAAAGGCACUACAAUAUGGCAAAAAGUUAUCCAAAUGAAGAAAAGGAUGCUUGGGAUGUGAAGAUGUUGCUAGAGCAAUUUAGCUUUGAUAUAGCUGAAGAAGCUUCUAAAGUCUGCCUAGCACAUCUUUUCACCUAUCAAGAUUUCGAUAUGGGAACUCUUGGAUUAGCUUAUGUUGGUUCUCCCAGAGCAAACAGUCAUGGAGGUGUUUGUCCAAAGGCUUAUUAUAGUCCAAUUGGAAAGAAAAAUAUUUAUUUGAAUAGUGGUUUGACCAGCACAAAAAAUUAUGGUAAAACCAUCCUUACAAAGGAAGCCGACUUGGUGACAACUCAUGAAUUGGGGCACAAUUUUGGAGCAGAACAUGAUCCAGACGGUCUACCAGAAUGCGCCCCAAAUGAAGACCAGGGAGGGAAAUACGUCAUGUAUCCCAUAGCUGUGAGUGGAGAUCAUGAGAACAAUAAGAUGUUUUCAAACUGCAGUAAGCAGUCCAUCUAUAAGACCAUUGAAAGUAAGGCCCAGGAGUGUUUUCAAGAACGCAGCAACAAGGUGUGUGGGAACUCCCGAGUAGACGAAGGAGAGGAGUGCGACCCUGGCAUCAUGUACCUGAACAACGACACCUGUUGCAACAGCGACUGCACGUUGAAGCCGGGCGUGCAGUGCAGUGACAGGAACAGUCCUUGCUGUAAAAACUGUCAGUUCGAGACUGCCCAGAAGAAGUGCCAGGAGGCCAUUAACGCCACCUGCAAAGGCGUGUCGUACUGCACAGGGAACAGCAGUGAAUGCCCCCCGCCCGGAAAUGCUGCAGAUGACACCGUGUGCUUGGAUCUUGGCAAGUGUAAAGACGGGAAGUGUGUUCCCUUCUGUGAGAGGGAGCAGCAGCUGGAGUCCUGUGCGUGUAACGAAACUGACAACUCGUGCAAGGUGUGCUGCAGGGACCCCUCAGGCCGCUGUGUGCCCUACGUUGACGCUGAACAAAAGAACCUGUUUUUGAGGAAAGGAAAGCCUUGUACAGUAGGAUUUUGUGACAUGAAUGGCAAAUGUGAGAAACGAGUACAGGACGUCAUUGAGCGAUUUUGGGACUUCAUUGACCAACUGAGCAUCAAUACUUUUGGGAAGUUUUUAGCAGACAACAUCGUAGGUUCCGUCCUGGUUUUCUCCUUGAUAUUUUGGAUUCCUUUCAGCAUUCUUGUCCAUUGUGUGGAUAAGAAACUGGAUAAGCAGUAUGAGUCUCUGUCUCUGUUUCACCCCAGUAAUGUCGAAAUGCUCAGCAGCAUGGAUUCAGCAUCGGUUCGCAUCAUCAAGCCCUUUCCCGCCCCCCAGACCCCAGGCCGCCUGCAGCCCCUGCAGCCCGCCCCCGUGAUCCCUUCGGUGCCUGUGGCUCCGAAACUGGACCACCAGCGGAUGGACACCAUCCAGGAGGACCCCAGCACAGACUCGCAUGUGGAUGAGGACGGCUUUGAGAAGGACCCCUUCCCAAAUAGCAGCACAGCUGCCAAGUCGUUUGAGGAUCUCACGGACCGUCCUGUGACGAGAAGUGAAAAGGCCUCGUCCUUUAAGCUGCAGCGUCAGAGUCGUGUUGACAGCAAAGAAACAGAGUGCUAGGUGAGGGAGCUGUCCUAAGCUCUCUGACUCAAGUGUGCAAAGUAUUUCUAUAGAUCUGACCUAAAAUCACUGCAUAUAUUUUGUGAAGACUGGGGAGAAAUAAGGAAGUGACCUCAGCAGCUGCUGCUCGUGUGUUCGGACUUCCUUCUCGUAUGGAACACUUGUGUGGGUCGGCCCUUUUCCUUUUGGAGAGCUGAGGUGGAAUCUAGCUUAUUUUGAGGCUUUCAGGUUUUAGUUUUUUUGAUCUUUAAAACAUCCUUCAACCUGUGGUGCAAAAGCAUAAAAUACAGCUGGAUUAGGUUAUGAAUAUUUAUGUUUUUGUAAAUUAACCUUUUAUAUUGAUAAUAGCACUGAUUAGGGAGAUGAUCAAUUUUUUCUUUUUUAUACACUGUAAUGACCGGCUGAAUAUAAUGAGGCAUUUAGCAGUUACUUGUGAGGACAACUGGAACACAGAAUGGAUUUAUUUAUUUUUUGCCUUCAAGUAAAGACAAAGGAGAUAAAAUAGAGUUGUAUGUUAUCUCCAAAAGGUGUGUUCUGUUUCUAGGUUAUUUCUCGGAGCUUUUAGCACCAGGGAGAUUCACACAUCUAAAUUUAGGAAUAAUUUGGAGUAAUCAGUUUCUUCUUAAUUCUAAAAUUCAUACUUUCCAGAAUUAAAACAUUCUAACUUAUAGUGAGGGUUACAAAUAGUAGCCAAAUUGAAUUUACAGAAUCCUGCCAACUGCUUAAGGCCCUGAUUUGCUGGGCAGUUUCCUGUGUUUUGUAUGUAUCUUCAUCUAUCUCUAAUACUGUAGCCAUGCUCUUAAAUUCACCAUUCACAAAACCUAAACCGCUUCAAACCAAGAGUGUACGGUCGCCUCUUUUGAAACACUAGUGGCCAAGAGGGUACGUUGAUCGUUUAUCUCACCAGAAGAACGGGUGGUUUUCAAUGGGCCGGGGUCUGCCGUGCUGGCCGGGGGGGUGUUGGGGAGAGUGCUGCCUCCCUUGGGCCUGGGGCUCUGUCCCCGCACAGACUGAUUCUUAAAAACCCUUUCCGUGGCCCCGCAAGUGAACAUCUGCAUUAUUCUUGCUUUCGCGCUUCAGGAUUCUGGACGUCUGCAUUUACUGUGUGAAGGAUCAAAUUCAUCAGCAUGAAUUCCGAUUUCCUGAAAAUUAUAGUUAAAACCUUUUUCCCCCUAAGUAUGAAAUGUGCUCACCAGCCAACACAUUUUAACUGCGAGAACUUGUGAACUUCAAGGGUAAUCAACCAAACCUGUGACAUAGCGUCUUUUUCCUGAGGACGUUUGUUACACAGAUACCUGUUACACUAAUACUUGAACUUGUACCUUGUGGUAUUUGCUGUCUUUUAACUAGUCACAAUAUUCUUAUAUUUUAGUUUCACUUUUGGAAUCUGAUUAAGGUGAGUGGGGUGUGUGGGUGUAUGUGUGAGAGUGAAACAGUUCCCAGCUGGAUGUAAGAAACAUUUUUUUAUAAAAUUGUGACUUUUUUAAAAACAAAA